AUUGUGGCUGCAAAAUGGCGCAGUAAAAGGACGACAGCUAGGGCUUCGGUCGUGAAAGUACUAUCUGAUUGAUGAGGAUAUAUAGGUGGCAUGCGCACGUCUCUAAUGCAACUAUAAUUACAGUUGAGUUUGGUAUUCUCACUUAAAGGUGUUUGUGGCCUGCAUUUUUUUACUACGACUCUUUCAUUUAUAUUCUCCGCAGAAUACUUUAAAGCUAAAAGUAUACCAAAUAAUAGUUCAGUAUCGACGAAUCAGGUCAAAAUGAAGGUUGAAGCUCAGACUCCAUUCUCAAGUGCUUGCAAAGCUACACAAUGGGAUCCGGAAGCUAUACUGGGCAUUAUAAACCCAGAUCGAGGAUCCUUUACUUGCGUGGGCUACGCACCGUCCAUGCGGCGACAAUGCCGGAACCCGAUUGCGCGAAAUAAUCGUGACUUUGUGUACGGACUGCUCGAUCUCCUCGCCUUAAUGGGUCCUAGUAGCGGCAACUUUGCGACUCUGCUGGAAGAAGCGGCAUAUCGGUCUUUAUGUUGGCGGCACGGUAUCCAGGCUGACGACAUCGUGAAGAAGUGGGAAGCCAGUAUCGUUGCAUUAAACCUACCUGGCCCUGAGGCUAAGGGGAAAGGAAAGCAAUCCAAAAACCGCACAAAGGAGUCGCAGUCAACGCGCUCAUAUUAUACUCGCUACACGGAUGAGUAUGUCAAGACUAAGGCAGAGGAUAUGAAACAGAAAGAGCGAGAACAGGAUUGUCGGGAGGCUCAACAGGACCAGCAACGGAAGAAGAGGCAAGAGGAGCAAGACAAGGAGAAAUUGCAGCAGGAACGGCGAGACAAAGAGGCUCGCGAGCGAAGGCAACGUGAGGCACAGAAACGUGGAGAACGAGAGCAACAAGCGAGAGAGCAAGCCAUGAAGGAACGAAGAGAGUGGCAACAAGCGUGGCAAAAUUACGUGACUAAAUGGGCAGCUUUUAAAGAAGCCAAGCACGAGCCCUGUACAGUGCAACAAGCUCAAGCGCUCAUUCCGUGGCCAGUGAAAUCCGGCAGAUUUGGAGAUUUAACCAGAGAACAUGUUAGGGGCUUCUAUCGCGAGGCGUGCCCGGAUACGAAAACGACCGCGAUGUUUAAAACUAUGCAGCGUGAGAGUUUGAAGUGGCACCCGGAUAAAAUGGUUAACCUGUAUCGCAAUUGUGCACCAGGUGAUGCGGAUAAGAUGGUUAUUGGGAUGAUUUGCAGAGUUGUGCUUGAGUUAAGAGAGGAAGCGAAGGCGAUGAGAGAUGAGUGAUUAGAUACGUUACCAGUGUUUGUAAGUCUACUGAAGAUGGUAGUGUUGUGGUCUUUACCAGGCUAGGAUUGGGGCGGGGAACCAUGCUCUGAGGUAGAUAGGUUGGCGAACACCGCGACUAAGAUGUUUGCAGUCGGGAGAGGGAGUUGUUGCCAUUUGAUAGAACUCGAAAGCGGCAGCAGGCACAUGCAGGCGUAUUGCCUGAUUAAGGCGGGCACUAAACCCGAAGCUCGAACACCACGAUCUAGAUUAUAAGAUUAUAAAGUUACUAAUUACUAAAAAGGGUGUAAAAUAGGCUCAUAUUAAAAAUAUAGAAAAUGAAGAAGUUCUGAUAUUUAC
Pseudogymnoascus verrucosus is the source of this 1617-nucleotide messenger RNA. RefSeq lists its product as uncharacterized. NCBI's taxonomy places the organism in Eukaryota, Fungi, Ascomycota, Leotiomycetes, Thelebolales, Thelebolaceae. The coding region runs from base 262 to 1278 and encodes 338 amino acids. The record is from RefSeq and is a predicted model, not a curated record. Gene Ontology annotation, biological process: canonical NF-kappaB signal transduction. The transcript has a single exon.